Molecule: messenger RNA, 6511 nt
Organism: Pipra filicauda (Wire-tailed manakin)
Lineage: Eukaryota; Metazoa; Chordata; Aves; Passeriformes; Pipridae
Gene: ADAMTS9
Product: ADAM metallopeptidase with thrombospondin type 1 motif 9
Exons: 37
Coding region: 92-5779 (1895 amino acids)
Biological process (GO): proteolysis; extracellular matrix organization
Cellular component (GO): extracellular matrix
Molecular function (GO): zinc ion binding; metalloendopeptidase activity
Source: RefSeq, a predicted model, not a curated record
AGAAGAAAAAAGAGGGAAAGGGAGGAAGAAGAAGGAGGAGGAGAAGCGGAGCGCGGGGAAGGCUGCUCCUCCGAGGACAGCGCGCAGCACCAUGCAGCUGGCGCCGCUGGCGCUGGCACUCACCACGCUCUUCAUCGACGGCUUGAGGACGGGAGCGAGGAGGCAGAAGCUGCACCCCAGGCAAGCCCAGCUGCUGGAGAAGCUCAGCGAGUACGAGAUCGUGACUCCUACCCGGGUGAAUGAGUUCGGCGAGCCCUUCCCCACCGAUGUCCACUUCAGGCGGCGCCGGCGGAGCACCAGCGCUGCCCCCGACGCCUGGACGGCGGCCGCCGCCGCCUCCCCCAAGGCGCACUACAGGCUCUCCGCCUUCGGGCAGCAGUUCCUCUUCAACCUGACGGCGAGCUCGGCCUUCAUCGCCCCGCUCUUCACCGUCAGCCUCCUGGGAGAGCCCGCCGCCGACCAGCGGCGCCUGUACGCCGAGGCGGCCGACGCCGACGUGAAGCACUGCUUCUACCGGGGGCACGUCAAUGCCCGCCCGCGGCUCACCGCCGUCAUCAGCCUCUGCUCCGGGAUGCUAGGCACAUUCAAGUCUGACGAUGGGGACUAUUUUGUAGAGCCGCUGCUGUCACUUGAAGAACAGGAGUAUGAAGAAGAACACAAUAAACCACAUCUUGUCUACCGACACCGGACACCUCCAACCAACUCUUCAGGGGACAGGCAGACUUGCGAUACUCCAGAUCAUGAGCACAGUCACAAAAAGAACAAGUGGAAACACUGGAGAAGACAGUGGGCAGAAAGCAGCAUAUUAUCUGACGUGGAGAUGUUGAAACACAGCCUGGAAGUGAAUUCUUUUUCUGGCGAUAGCAACAAGACUGGGACCGUCGGUGAAAAGAAGAGCCACAAGAGAACGAAGCGGUUCCUCUCCUACCCGCGGUUUGUGGAGGUGAUGGUGGUGGCUGACAGCAGGAUGGUCGCCUACCAUGGAGCCAACCUACAGCACUACGUCUUAACACUGAUGUCAAUAGUGGCUUCUAUCUACAAAGAUCCAAGCAUUGGAAAUUUAAUUAAUAUUGUUAUUGUGAAAUUGGUCGUGAUACAUAAUGAGCAGGAUGGUCCUGCAAUAUCUUACAACGCCCAAACUACAUUAAAAAACUUCUGCCAGUGGCAGCAAUCCCAGAACCACCCAGAAGGAAGUCACCUUCAACAUGAUACAGCCGUGCUUGUUACCAGACAGGAUAUUUGUAGAGCGCACAACAAAUGUGAUACUCUGGGUUUGGCAGAGCUGGGCACAGUCUGUGACCCAUACAGGAGCUGUUCAAUUAGUGAAGAUAAUGGACUGAGCACUGCCUUCACAAUAGCACAUGAACUUGGCCAUGUUUUUAACAUGCCACACGAUGACAAUCUUAAGUGCAAGGAAGAUGGGGGUAAAAAUCAACAGCACGUCAUGGCACCAACACUGAAUUUCUACACCAAUCCCUGGAUGUGGUCAAAAUGCAGUAGGAAAUACAUCACUGAAUUUCUGGACACUGGUUAUGGAGAGUGUUUGCUUGAUGAACCUUCAUCAAGAACUUACACGUUGCCUCAGCAGCUCCCGGGGCUGAUUUAUGAUGUCAACAAGCAAUGUGAGUUAAUUUUUGGACCCGGAUCUCAAGUGUGCCCCUAUAUGCAGAUGCAGUGUCGACGACUUUGGUGUAUCAACGUCGAUGGUGCUCACAAGGGAUGUCGAACCCAGCACACGCCUUGGGCCGAUGGGACAGAAUGUGAGCCUGGAAAGCACUGCCGGUUUGGGAUGUGUGUGCCCAAAGAGCGAGAGGCGCCGGUGAUAGACGGAGCAUGGGGGACAUGGAGCCCUUUUGGGACCUGCUCAAGGACCUGCGGUGGCGGCAUAAAGACGGCGAUACGAGAGUGCAACAGGCCCGAGCCCAAAAAUGGUGGGAAAUACUGUGUGGGUCGCCGCAUGAAGUUUAAAUCCUGCAACACCGAACCAUGCUCAAAGCUGAAGAAGGAUUUCCGGGAUGAGCAGUGUGCUGACUUCGACGGGAAGCACUUUAACAUCAACGGGCUGCCCACGAACGUGCGCUGGGUUCCCAAAUACAGCGGCAUCUUGAUGAAGGACCGGUGCAAGUUGUUCUGCCGGGUGGCGGGAAACACGGCGUAUUACCAGCUGCGGGACCGCGUCAUCGACGGGACGCCCUGCGGCCCCGACACCAACGACAUCUGCGUGCAGGGCCUCUGCCGGCAAGCUGGAUGCGAUCAUGUGCUGAAUUCAAAAGCAAGAAGAGAUAAAUGUGGUGUUUGUGGUGGAGAUAAUUCUUCAUGUAAAACGGUUGCAGGCACAUUUAACACGGUGCAUUAUGGCUAUAACGUUGUGGUUCGCAUCCCAGCUGGUGCAACUAAUAUUGAUGUGCGUCAGCACAGUUACUCAGGGAAACCAGAGGAUGACAACUACCUGGCCUUAUCUAACAGUCAAGGAGACUUUAUAUUAAAUGGAGACUUUGUCGUCAGUAUGUUUAAAAGGGAAAUCAAAGUUGGGAAUGCUGUGAUCGAAUACAGUGGAUCGGAUAAUACUGUUGAAAGGAUUAAUUCUACAGAUCGGAUUGAGCAAGAAAUAACGCUCCAGGUUUUAUCAGUUGGCAAUUUGUACAAUCCUGAUGUUCGUUACACAUUUAAUAUCCCCAUUGAGGACAAACCUCAGCAGUUUUACUGGAAUGAGCAUGGCCCAUGGCAGUCCUGCAGUAAGCUCUGUCAAGGAGAAAGAAAAAGGAAACCUGUGUGUAAGAGAGAGUCAGAUCAGCUCACGGUGUCAGACCAGCGAUGCGAUCGAAUUCCACAGCCUGAUCCCACCACUGAGCCUUGUAACACUGAAUGUGAAUUAAGGUGGCACAUCGCGAGGAAGAGCGAGUGCACAGCACAGUGCGGGCUGGGCUACCGCAUCCUGGAGAUCUACUGCUCCAAGUACAGCAGGCUGGAGGGCAAGAUAGAGAAGGUGGAUGACCGCUUCUGCAGCAGCCAGCCCAAGCCCAGCACCAGGGAGAAGUGCACUGGAGACUGUAACGUGGGAGGGUGGCGGUACUCGGCCUGGACAGAGUGCUCCAAGAGCUGCGGCGGGGGCACGCGGCGGCGCCGAGCCAUGUGCGUGAACACCUACAACGACGUCCUGGACGACAGCAAGUGCAGCCAGCAGGAGAAGCUGACGGUGCAGCGGUGCAGCGACUUCUCCUGCCCCCAGUGGAAAACUGGAGACUGGUCCGAGUGUUUGGUCACCUGUGGAAAAGGGCACAAGCACCGCCAGACCUGGUGCCAGUUUGGAGAAGAUCGAUUAAAUGACAGGUUUUGCGAUCCCGAGACGAAGCCGGAGUCGGUGCAGACGUGCCAGCAGCAGGAGUGUGCAUCGUGGCAAGUGGGGCCGUGGGGCCAGUGCACAGUGACUUGUGGCCAAGGCUACCAGAUGAGAGCAGUGAAGUGUGUUGUGGGCACCUACGUGUCAGUGGUGGAUGAUAAUGAGUGUAACGCUGCAACCAGGCCAACAGAUACCCAGGACUGUGAAAUAGCUGUAUGUCCUCCCCAUCCAAAUAGUCCCGAAGCCAAGAGAUCCAUAUCAGGCGUUCACAGGACACAGUGGAGAUUUGGAUCCUGGACACCGUGCUCCGCAACAUGUGGGAAGGGUACCCGGAUGAGAUACGUCAGCUGUCGGGAUGACCAGGGCUCCGUGGCCGACGAGUCAGCUUGUUUCCACCUUCCAAAGCCAUCAGCUACAGAAAUGUGCACCGUGACACCAUGUGGGCAGUGGAAAGCCUUGGAGUGGAGCUCUUGCUCGGUGACUUGUGGUCAAGGUAAGGCAACGCGACAAGUGAUCUGCAUCAAUUACAGUGACCAGCUGGUGGAUAGGAGUGAGUGUGACCCAGACGACCUCCCUGCCACCGAGCAAGACUGCUCCAUGUCUCCUUGUCAUCCAAACAGCCAUGACUACGGCAGGCCCAUCCACCCUUUCCUCUAUCCGGAUCAUCGCCUGAAAGUGCACCCGGGGGGCAGCCCAAACCGAAACCGUGCGCAUAUACCGGGAGGCAAUCAGUGGAGGAUUGGCCCCUGGGGUGCUUGCUCUAGCACAUGUGCGGGGGGGUUCCAGCGGCGGGUCGUGGUGUGCCAGGAUGAAAACGGAUACACUGCAAAUAACUGCGAUGAGAAAAGCAAACCCAUGGAGCAGAGAUCGUGCGAAUCUGGCCCCUGUCCGCAGUGGGCUUAUGGCAACUGGGGAGAGUGCACGAAGCCAUGCGGGGGAGGGACAAGAACGCGGCUGGUGGUGUGCCAGCGCCCCAAUGGAGAAAGGUUUACGGAUCUGAGCUGUGAAAUCCUUGACAAGCCACCGGACAGAGAGCAGUGCAAUGUGCAGGACUGUCCUAGAGAUGCUGCCUGGAGCGCUGGUCCUUGGAGCUCGUGUUCUGUCUCCUGUGGAAGGGGCCAAAAGCACCGCAGUGUGUACUGUUUGUCAAAGGAAGGGAGACAUGUAGAAGAAGAGUAUUGCAAACACCUUGCUAAGCCAAACGUGCAAAAGAAAUGCAGAGGGGGCAGAUGUCCGAAGUGGAAAGCAGGAGAUUGGGGACAGUGCUCCGUGUCCUGUGGCCGGGGUGUCCAGCGCCGCGCCGUGCACUGCCACAGCGGCGCCCCGAAGGCAGCCGAGGAUGCCGAGUGUGACCCGGCCAGCCGUCCCCCUCCGCAGCGGGACUGUCACCUCCCCGAGUGCCCCACGCACCGCUGGGCAGCCGGCGAAUGGCAGCCGUGCAUGAAGACGUGCGGGGAGACGUCCCGGUACCGCAAGGUGGUCUGUGUGGAUGAGAACAACAAGCAGCUGCAGGACAGCGGCUACUGCGACACCAGCAAACGCCCCCCCGAAAUCGAGAGCUGUGGGCUGCCACCCUGUGAAUACAUCUGGAUCACGGGGGAGUGGUCAGAGUGCUCGGUCACGUGUGGGAAGGGAUACAGGCAGCGCCUCGUGUCCUGCAGUGAGAUUUACACCGGGAAGGACCACUAUGAGUACGGGUACCAGAACAUGGUCAACUGUCCUGGCACUCAGCCACCCAACAUCCAGCCCUGCUACCUCGGGGAAUGCCCUGUCUCGGCAUCCUGGCGCGUCGGCAACUGGGGAAGCUGCUCUGUCACCUGUGGAGUUGGGGUCAUGCACCGGUCAGUGCAGUGUUUGACGAACGACGACCAGGUCAGCAGCUUGUGCCAUGUGGAUCUGAAACCUGAGGAGAGGAGGACAUGCCACAAUGUCCAUGACUGUGAACUACCAAGGAGUUGCGAAGAUGUUAAAAAUCUCAAAGGUGUCACUGAAGAUGGUGAAUAUUUCCUGCAAGUCAAAGGAAAGACGUUAAAGGUGUAUUGCUCUGGGAUGCAGACUGACAGCCCAAAGGAGUAUGUGACCCUUGUAAAUGGAGAUGCAGAGAAUUUUUCAGAGGUGUAUGGUUACAGAUUGCAUAACCCGACCGAGUGUCCGUAUAACGGGAGCAGACGAGAAGACUGCCAGUGUAGGAAAGAUUACACAGCAGCUGGGUUUUCCACCUUCAGCAAACAACUGACUUACAGUUUGCAAGGACACACGAUGGACGACCUGUUCCUUAUGCCACUGCUGGGGACUGCUACAGUGCUGCCAAAUGCCCUCAGGUAUUUGACAAGAGGAUUUCAUAGGAACUGGUGCCAUUUGUUAUGUUCAGGCCCUCUAUUAAUUACUGCUGAUCACAUCAGCCCAGCUUCAGUGUGGGGCACAUUCUUAUCUCAGUGAUCAGAAACUUUUCCCUCUGUGAAGAUGGAGAAAGUUCCCUUUGUGAAGAUGGAGAAAGUAGUUUCCACUUUCCAUAUUAUCAGGCCAGUGGCUGCCUAAGGGACAUUCCCUAUGGCCUCAAUCAACAGUAAAGGAGAAAAGGAAGAAGAAAUAGGCUGUGGGAGAAGAACUGGGCUUUACAUGGGAAGUUGAAGGCAGGGGGAUCAGUCCAUGACAGGGAUUGGUGGAAAUGCUGGGCAAGGAGAGCAGGAGGGAGUCAGGGAACCUGCCUCUGUGCUCUGCAGUCUUGUACCCACUUAAACCAGUUUGCAGGGGUGCAAGAAGAUGGGUGAGACAGCCCCUCUGGAUAGAAAGGCAGCAGACAGACAGCAGGACUCCUGCCAUGCCAGCUCUGGGAGAGGUGCCUGAGAAGGAGAGGGCAUUUGUGGGGCAGGAACAGGUCGGAUUUCUGCUGCUGGAAAGACAUAGCCCAUCUGUCAGAGACCACAGUGGUACCUGCCAGCUGCAGCCCCAGUGUCCCCACACCCUGCUGUUUAUUUUGACAGCAGCCUCAUGGGACCAUCACUGACCCCACUUUGGGGCUGCGAAAACACUGACAAAAUGAAGGUGGUGCCUGUGCACCAGGGCAAAUCCAGCCUGUCCCAGCACCACAAGUUGCCCACCCAUGAAAGCACGGAGUAGGACACAGGCUAAGUUGCCUCCUCAGUAGCUCUGGAAGGUGAUGUAGAAGAU